Capsicum annuum is the source of this 974-nucleotide messenger RNA. RefSeq lists its product as uncharacterized. The transcript is spliced from 2 exons. The record is from RefSeq and is a predicted model, not a curated record. Bases 197 to 823 code for a protein of 208 amino acids. Lineage: Eukaryota; Viridiplantae; Streptophyta; Magnoliopsida; Solanales; Solanaceae.
CAGAAUCAAGAAACUAAUAUUAUUACUUAUAUUCUUAUAUUCUCUUUGUCUCUACGUCUCUUUUAUCUCUUUGCUCCCCAUAAUUAUUUCUUAUCACAUUAUUAGCACGAGGCUCAAUCACUCCGAGCAAAUACAAGUAAUUAAAAGAAUUAAAUUGCAGUUUGACUUAUGCGGGAAAAAGAUCACAGACCACCAGAUGAUAGAGAAAACUCUUUCUACUUUUCACUCCUCGAGUAUGGUCCUGCAGCAGCAGUACCGAGAAAUGGGUUUCAAAAAGUAUUCUGAAUUAAUUGGUCAUCUUCUUGUUGCUGAACAAUAUAAAGAUCUUUUAAUAAAAAAUAAUGAAACUCGGUCUCCUGGUACUGCUCCAUUCCUAGAUGUAAAUGCUGCAAAUUUUCACCCAACUUGGCAUGAAAGAAAUCCCAACCCCAGUCGUGGUCGAGGUCGAGGUCGUGGUCGUGGUUGUGGUUGUGGCAUGUAUUUCAAUCAGGAUAAUCGUCUUGCAAUAACUAAUAACCCUCGGCACCAACAGUGCAAAAAGAAGGGUAAAGCUCCUGAAGCAACGCCAAGGACGAACCCCGAAAGAAGAUGUUAUCAAUGUGGAGGAAAAGGGCACUGGGAGUGUGCCUAUCGUACGUCUAAGCAUCUGGUAAAACUAUAUCAGGCGUCCCUGAAAAUGCCAGAAAAUGAUGCUGAAACAAACUUCCUCCUAGAAGAUAACAUUGAGCCCAUGGACUUGGAUGUGUCGGAUUUUCUUGCAAAUCCUGAAGAACAAAUAAAUCACCCUGUAGGUGAAAAUAAUCAUAUAAUUCGAUUAUGUUAAUUUUCCCGUUUAAAGUAAAAUUAGUUUACAUUUUUUUUUAAUGUUUUACUAAUCUUGUGUAUAAAUAAUGCUUAUAUAUUAUAUUAUGUGCUAGUGCCAUAGUAUAAUAUAGUAUUAUGAUCAUUAAAUAAUUUUGAUUUUGUAGUACGCA